This is a messenger RNA of Xenopus laevis (African clawed frog), 5201 nucleotides long. It is a transcript of the gene prrt3.S, whose product is annotated as proline-rich transmembrane protein 3. The record is from RefSeq and is a predicted model, not a curated record. The transcript has 4 exons. Gene Ontology annotation, cellular component: membrane. The coding region runs from base 302 to 3988 and encodes 1228 amino acids. Lineage: Eukaryota; Metazoa; Chordata; Amphibia; Anura; Pipidae.
UGUGGGCAGAGUGUAGAGCUCAGAGCAGGCAGAACACACACACAGGCAGAGGUCGAGAGAGACAGAGAAGCCAUAUGCUGCCCAGCAGGGGAAGAAUUCCCAUUCAUUCAUUAUCUGCCCCAGGGAAUCUGCAUCUGGCUACAUCUGUACAACCCUGAGCACCGGGCAGGGCUACACUGUAUCUGAUCCGGAGGAACUAUAAGUCUGAUGCAGAACAAGGUAUAGCAGCUGGCCUUCUGGAUGAACCACUUUAUGUGUGAUGAGUCAUUUUAAACCAGACAACCAAUGAGAAUUUUCUUCUAUGUACCAAAUCAUGGCUGAAACUUUGAUCGCCCACAUGUGGAUAUAUCUGGCUACCUUAGUAUUUCUCGAGCCUUCAGCUGCUUUUUCUAAAGUUGACAAUAUCACAAGUGCAAAACCUAUUGGGGAAAAUCAAAUGAAGAACCACUCCGGGAAACCUUCUAAGUUUGAGGUCCCUCAGGUUUUGAAUCUGGAGGAAAGUGGCGGAGAUCUGUCACAUACCAAAACAUCUGGAGAAAGGUUUGGAAGUUACCUCCCAACAUCUGUGCUUGGUCAUGGUGAGGAGCCAGUGGAAAUAAGAGAGGAUUACAUAGAAAAUAGCUUCAAUGAAUUCUUGACUGAGGAUAAAAAAAUAAUGCUGAGUGCAACUUCUAAUAAAGUCAGCCUAACAGGCUCAGUGACGACUGUGAGGCCUGGUGCUGAGGAAGCCCUGGUGGAACACACCCUUCUAAAGAGUCAACCAAGCAAAUCUGAAAUGUUGCAGCUUAUCUCGAAUUCUGAAAAAUUCAGCUUAGCCAGAGAGAGUUCUGAUAGGGGCAAACGCCCAUCAACCAAUAAGAAGUUGUCACCCCACAGUCAUGAAGAGUCUUUGCAAAUAGAGAAUAACAUUGAGCAUGAAAAAGUACAAGAGCGACAGAAAGGACUCCUAAGCACUGUCCACCCAACUGUUAUAACCGUAGCCUUAGCUAAGACCACAGUGUCAUCAGGGCAAACCAGUCAGGCCACUCAGAUACAGAAACUGCAGAUUGAAAGUGGGCAAGACCAUUUAAGAAAAACACUACAUAAGAACACUUUAGAUGCUCAAGAUGAAUUUCUAAGCCGUACCAUCCAGGUCACUUCGGAGGUCCUCAGACAAACAGUUGGGAACAAUUUCCUGGAUAAUAAUUUAAUUCCAAAAGAGCAAGGUGGGCAUCCUUCAGAGAAAUACGAUGCUGCAUACAGAACCACAGAGGGCUACACAGCCUUGCAGUUGGACAGUGGACCAGGAGGCAAUGAGGUUGUAUCUACAGAUGAAGAAGUAAAUUACAAAAGCAUGGAAUAUCAGAAGGGUGAAAACACUAUUGUCGAGGAAUCCAAGUCAGAAAAUAAAACAAGUCCUCCCCAUUUUUCUCCUGUUAUCCAAGAGAAACAAAUAAUAGGUCAUGUUCCGCAUGGUAAUGACAUACCGACUUCCACCCAUGGGACUUCAGGUCAUGUUGUGCCAUAUAGUCCAUCCUUUAAGGAUGAAUCAUCCACAAUGAGGCCUUCACUUAACAAGACCUCUCCAUUUGCUGCCUUUGAUCCAAGAAACCAUUUUACUCUAGAAGCAAAAUCAAGAAACCAGACAGAACUGAUUCUGCCUGCCCACACUUUGCCAAAAACCUCCAGGACUGAGAAGAAUAAUGAAGCGGCCAAUGGAGUAAUUUCUUCUUCCCAGGAUUUACCACCAUCUUCUAUGCAACCUCAUGAAACUCCAACACCAGCAAUGCAAAUGUUUGGCAAAAAUUCUGAUAAAUCUCAGGAGGGAAAUAGAAGUUCUUCACUGCCUGUCAAAGGAUCUGCAAAACCAGCAACUACACAGAAAAGCCCUAUGGCAAGCAGCGCACCCCCUGGACUUCUGAUGUCUACUACUUGGAAGAUGUCAGUGACAAGACAAAAAGAUCCAGUGCCACAGACCCUCCGACCACAGAAAGGAGAUACCACUACACCACAUAUUAUCAUGAAUGUUUCAAGAAGAACAGGGCGCCGUGGGGAAAUAAUUGUUACUACUCAACGGGCUGUUCAAAGACCGCACGUGAUGGAAGUUCCAACGAGUUCUCUGCCUAAAAUACCUACUCUGGAAACACCGUUAUGUACCAAGACAGGAGGCGCAUGUGAAUACCUUGGAUCCAACAAGACAAUGCUAAAUUGGGAUGACUUGCAACGCACUCUGAGUUUUGCCUGGGAUAUGCACGUAUAUGGAACAGGAACCCUCUUCAUUUUAUUAUCUGUCAUUGCUAUGGUCAAUCUCAUUGGGUCUCCAAUUGUUCGUGUGCCCUACCUUCCAUAUAUCAUAGCUUCAAAUGCACUCUUGCUUAUUAUUGGUAUCCUUAGAAGCGUGUUCUUUCUUUUAGAUCCUUAUGGAACAAAAUCAAAGAUUUCUCAUGGGCUUGCCUUGGUCCUUUACAAUGUAACAUUUCCACUUAUGCUUUCUACAUUUGCCACCUUACUCCUGCUGGUUAUGAAGAUUGCGUCUCUUCAGUUGCUGCCACCCAAGCUCCAAAACCUCCCUUUGCUUGGUUUUAUUGGAGUUAUUCAUUUUAUUAUUCUUUUGAGUGCAGACCUUCUUACUCACUUGUUGAACCCGUCUGUAAAUAUUGUCCUGCAGAUACUUUCAGUCUCCUGGGGCAUUUUCUUAAUGGUGGGAAAUUUUGUGGCUUAUUACCAACUCAGAGGAAGUAACAAAGAUAUAGUGAAUGAGAAUCAGAUAGUGUCACCAACUUGUGAAGACAUUGUGUCUAUGCAAACCCAAGAACGAAAUAUGAGGUGUCUCUUCACAUCUUUUAGAGUUCUGCUAGUCAGCAGCUUUUUUGGGUUGCUAUGCUGUGGUUUGCAGGUGUAUGCUGUACUAUGGCUAUAUGGGUUACUCGGAAAAAAUAACGAAUUUUCUUGGUCCUGGUGGUUUCUGCAGUUCUGGUUUCGCAUUUUCGAACUGGGCUUGUGUUUUUCACUUCUCUUUGUGGCUUCGCACAGCUUCUGCCAGCAAUGUAGUAGAAGUGAACACACUUGCUGGACCAAAAUAAUCAGCUAUUUCUGUACUUACAAAAAAGCAGAGGUUGCGGAGUAUCCAAACAACUGCUAUGACUGGACAAAUAGCAUUCAAGAAAGGGUAGUCAAUAACAACAUCACUAAGAGCCUUAUCCGCAAUGAGCCAGAGAAUGUUCCUCUUAAAAUGCUGAAGGAAAACAAUGAAAUCAAGCCUGGCUCUGUACUUUGCAACAAUAGUGGCUCUGCUUCUCCUCUUUUCAAGCCAAAACCACAUGUUGUCUUCAGCCCAAAAUCCCAAAAUGUGAUUAUUGGACGAUCAUACACAAGUAUUUGCUUUGAAAAGGAAUCUAUGCUAUCACUGACUGAUCUGGAAUUUCGCCCUCCUUCACCCAUAAAUCUGAGCAGAAGCAUAGAUGAAGCUUUAUUCAGGGAGCAUCUGGUUAGAGACAGCAUAUUUCUAGAUUCAAGUCUUCAGUAUCCAAGUUACCUAACCAGACAAGAAUCAUGUUCUUCCUUAAAGGAAUGCUCUGCUUUGAACCAGACCGUUGACCCACUGAUCUCAUCAGAUUUAAAAAUGAGAAGAUGCAGCAACCCUGACUAUAUGUACAGCCUGGCUAGAGGUGGCUCGAUGACUGAAAUUGACUCACCAAGUGAGAGUGUACAGCAAAGUAAAGAACUUCCACGUGACACAACAACAGAUAAUGUUGUCUCAGGCAGUUCCAUGGAUAGUGUCUCUAAAGGGUCAAUCAAAAUUAGCUGGAACCCUUGGCAUCAUGGACUGUCAUCAGUGGAGAGUCUUCCGUUGGAGGAAGCACCAAGCACCCAGCUUCUAAAGCAAGGAUCCCAGCCCAGCAUCCGGUCAAAGAGCAGCGAACCAGAGAAGACAUUUGGAAAGAGGUUAAUUGAGAGAAGCCAGACAACUGACUCAAAUAGUCUUGCUAGUGAUACCAUUGAACUAUGAAAAGUCCAGACUCUAGCAAUGGAAACCAGUGCAGACAUGACACUUGGCCAAUUUGUAAUUGAGGUUUAUCCCACUGAAUUUAAGUAUAGGCUGUGUUUUGUAGGUUUAUAAUUAAGCCAGUUUUAUAAUAACUACAGGUACAGGUUCAGCUCUAUGAGUAUACAAACAAAUUAAGUAACAAGCACACCUUAUCUGCGUUAGUAGGAGGCAACACUUCCUUGUGUUUUGUUUUUUUACUGAACGCUUUGAUUUUAUAUGUAUAUUUUUUUAAAACAGAUUCCUAUUGACAGAUGCAGUGCAUUGCAGCUGAUGCCUUUCUAGAAAAGGAUAAACUCCAUGGCCAGACACAUUUCUCUGGCUGUACUGUGGUGGGACAUUGCUUUAAAGCAAAUGCACUUCCAAGAAGACUUCUGCCUCCCCAGACAUAUAAUCUCUUAUAAGGCUAAUGCAUAAAAGCCUAAAACCUAUAGGAUUAACAUAAGACAGAGUGGUACUUUUACAAAUAAGGUACGUGUUUAGCAAGUAAAGAAGAGUGGAUAUAUUGGAUGGGUGCCGGUAGUUUCCUUGGCAACCACUCGAGGCCUACGGCAUCUUACUGCAAUGCAGACUCCAAAGCCAAAAAAGAAAGGUGUUUAUCAUUGAACUAUGCUCCUUGACAAUCAUGCAAGGAAUAAAAAGCUAUAAGCACACAGGCAGCAUGGGUAUAUGGGAAAACAAGAUGCAGUCAGUGUGUUUGUAUGUAUGUAUAUGUGUAUAUAUUGUCUUAAGAGUGGGGUUGCAUCAUGAUAUUCAUUUAUAUAUAUUCUAAGUUGUUUUCUAAAUAUUAAAAGUGUGAGUGAGUGGAGUUUGACAAAGCAAUAAGCACUUCAGGAGCUACAAACUGGGACGAUGGAUACAGCACCUUAUUUGGGCAGUGCUAUAAAAGUCGCAGCAGACACCAGCAAGGUGUUGGUUGCUAUGGGUUACUAGACCUGGUGCAAGUUUCCUGACUUUUAUGACAUGAACCCAGUUAUUCCCCAAAUAACAAUUGGCAGGGUCGGACUGGGGGGCCCGGGGCCCACCGGGACUGCUGUCCAGGGGCCCCCCUCUGGCCCCCCGCAGCCCUACAAAAUUGCGUCUGCCCAGCAACACCGCCACUCGGCGCAUGCGCAACAGCGCCGUUUGCCGCGCAUGCGCAACAGCGCCGUUCGCCGCGCAUCGCCGGAAAAAAAUU